This is a messenger RNA of Echinops telfairi (small Madagascar hedgehog), 2250 nucleotides long. RefSeq names its product potassium voltage-gated channel modifier subfamily S member 3 (gene KCNS3). Gene Ontology annotation, cellular component: membrane; voltage-gated potassium channel complex. Gene Ontology annotation, molecular function: voltage-gated potassium channel activity; protein binding. The transcript has 3 exons. The coding region runs from base 331 to 1806 and encodes 491 amino acids. NCBI's taxonomy places the organism in Eukaryota, Metazoa, Chordata, Mammalia, Afrosoricida, Tenrecidae. Gene Ontology annotation, biological process: potassium ion transmembrane transport; protein homooligomerization. The record is from RefSeq and is a predicted model, not a curated record.
CUACUCCCGCCAUCCGUCCUCUGGGCCCGAUCCUUCCCGGCCGGCUCUGUGCAGACGGCCAGCCACCUCUCCCGACUUGGUGAAAGUGAUUUCCCUUUGAUCGCCUUGGUCUACACAACCAGAGAACAAAAUUCGUCUCUUCUUUGGGGGUGCUUAAUCCCUAUGUGCACCACAAAUUGCAGUGGGGGAAGAAGGGUGAUGCUUCUUGGAUGAGGAUGGAAAUCCCACCCGGCAGGAUGAGGUCAAAGUGUGUGACCUCGCCACCACAGAGGUGCAGAGUGAUCAUCUUUGUUUCCCUUCCAAGUCGUCCCCGCACUGCUUAUAUCCACGAUGGUGUAUGGUGAGCUUUUCCAUCGCCCUGGACAAGAUGAGGAACUUGUCAACUUGAAUGUGGGGGGCUUUAAGCAGUCGGUUGAUCAAAGCACCCUCCUGCGGUUUCCUCACACCAGACUCGGGAAGUUGCUGGCCUGCCAUUCCGAAGAGGCCAUUCUGGAGUUGUGUGAUGAUUACAGCGUGGCUGAUAAAGAAUACUAUUUCGAUAGGAAUCCUUCUUUGUUCCGGUACGUGUUGAAUUUCUACUACACGGGGAAGCUGCAUGUCAUGGAGGAGCUGUGUGUGUUCUCCUUCUGCCAGGAGAUCGAGUACUGGGGCAUCAACGAGCUGUUCAUCGACCCCUGCUGCAGCCAUCGCUAUCAGGAGCGCAAGGAGGACCACCCCGAGAAGGACUGGGACCAGAGAAGCAACGUUGUGAGCACGGAUACCUCCUUCGAAGAGUCGUCUCUCUUUGAGAAAGAGCUGGAGAAGUUUGACAAGCUGCGAUUUGGACAGCUCCGGAAGAACAUUUGGAUCAGAAUGGAAAAUCCUGCCUAUUGCCUGUCGGCCAAGCUUAUUGCCAUCUCGUCCUUGAGUGUGGUGCUGGCUUCCAUCGUGGCCAUGUGUGUCCAUAGCAUGUCCGAGUUCCAGAAUGAGGACGGAGAGGUGGAUGACCCUGUGCUGGAAGGUGUGGAGAUUGCAUGCAUCACUUGGUUUACUGGGGAGCUGGCCAUCCGCCUGGCGGCUGCCCCCUGUCCUAAAAAGUUCUGGAAAAACCCUCUAAACAUCAUUGACUUUGUCUCCAUCAUUCCCUUCUACGCCACAUUGGCUGUCGACAGCAAGGAGGACGAGAGCGAGGGCAUUGAGAACAUGGGCAAGGUGGUCCAGAUCCUGAGGCUGAUGAGAAUUUUCCGAAUUCUAAAGCUUGCCCGACACUCAGUGGGGCUCCGGUCUCUGGGGGCCACCCUGAGGCACAGCUACCACGAAGUCGGGCUGCUCCUCCUCUUCUUGUCCGUGGGCAUUUCCAUCUUCUCUGUCCUCAUCUUCUCCGUGGAGAAAGAUGAGUCCACUUCGAGCCUCAGCAGCAUCCCCAUUUGCUGGUGGUGGGCCACCAUCAGCAUGACAACCGUGGGCUACGGGGACACCCACCCGGUCACCUUGGCUGGGAAGCUGAUUGCCAGCACGUGCAUCAUCUGUGGCAUCUUGGUGGUCGCUCUUCCUAUCACCAUCAUCUUCAACAAGUUUUCCAAGUACUACCAGAAACAGAAGGACAUGGAUGUGGACCAAAGCAGCGAGGACCCUCCGGAGAAAUGUCCUGAGCUUCCUUACUUGAACAUUAGGGAUAUCUAUGCACAGCGGAUGCACGCCUUCAUUACCAGCCUUUCUUCUGUGGGAAUUGUAGUGAAUGACCCGGAGUCUACCGAUGCCUCCAGCCUCGACAAUAAUGAAGACGUGCGUAGCACGGCAUCCUUAGAGAACUGCACAGCCAAGUGAGCAGGGACAUGUGUGCCUGCAUCUUGUGUCCUUUCCCGACAUUAGGUUAAUACAGCUUUAUCAACCUCAAUAGGUUCGUUAAAAUCAUUUAAUUCUCAGGGUGUACCUUUCAGCCAUAGUUGGAUAUCCAUUACUCUAAAUGAUAGACUCGUCUUUAUUUUUCUCAAUGAGGUGAAUUAAAUGCCCUGUUUUGAAAUGUAUUUUUUACAAGAGAGGGUUAUAAUACAGUUUGGGGGAACAAACGGUGUGGGGUAGGACUUGUUGCUGUGGCUUAUGCAUCAUGCUGUGUUUGUCAUUUACUCACAUUGAGCUAACUGUACAUAAUGACACGUAGAAGCAAAGGCCAAGCCAAUGAAGACUCGAGGCAAUGCAUGUAAACCCAUGUCCACGUCCUAUAAAAUGCAAAUGAGGAGCCUAAUAAACUUCCUAGUUCGGGAUGGAGAA